This is a messenger RNA of Cercocebus atys (sooty mangabey), 4102 nucleotides long. RefSeq names its product iroquois homeobox 5 (gene IRX5). The record is from RefSeq and is a predicted model, not a curated record. NCBI's taxonomy places the organism in Eukaryota, Metazoa, Chordata, Mammalia, Primates, Cercopithecidae. The coding region runs from base 466 to 1917 and encodes 483 amino acids. The transcript is spliced from 3 exons. Gene Ontology annotation, molecular function: DNA-binding transcription factor activity, RNA polymerase II-specific; RNA polymerase II cis-regulatory region sequence-specific DNA binding. Gene Ontology annotation, biological process: neuron differentiation; cell development; regulation of transcription by RNA polymerase II. Gene Ontology annotation, cellular component: nucleus.
GGAGAGGGCGAGGCGCGCCUGGCGGCCGGGUUGGCUGCGGCCGCCCAGAAGCUCCUGCCAGUCCUCCCACCGACUACACCCCGGGAAGGAGGAGCUUCGGGCGCGCACAAGGCGUCAGAAUCCUCAAUUUCCAACUUAGCAUCUUGGCAGGACCUUUGCAAAGCCAAAAGCAGAGCCCCCCGGUGCAAAGAGCGAGGGGAAAAAAGAGAAAGCAGCAAGGGAGGGGAGGGGAAAAAAGCCCAGCUGGGGCGAGCGAGGCGCGCAGAGGAGCGGGCGCGGCGGUCGCAGCCGGAGGCGCGCGGGAAGCCAACCAGGAGGCGCCGCGGGCCGGAGCCCCGGAGCCGGGGCCAGAAGAGCGGCGGCCCAGGGCAGCCAGAGGCCAGGUGCCCGCCCGCUCGCCCUCGCAGGGCGCCGCCCGGCUCGUUGGCGGCCGCGGCGCGGCGCGCCCCAUGCCCGUGUGUGGCCAUGUCCUAUCCGCAGGGCUACUUGUACCAGCCGUCCGCCUCGCUGGCGCUCUACUCGUGCCCGGCGUACAGCACCAGCGUCAUUUCGGGGCCCCGCACGGAUGAGCUCGGCCGCUCUUCUUCGGGCUCCGCGUUCUCGCCCUACGCUGGCUCGACUGCCUUCACGGCGCCCUCGCCGGGCUACAACUCGCACCUCCAGUACGGCGCCGACCCCGCGGCCGCAGCCGCCGCCGCCUUCUCCUCGUACGUGGGCUCUCCCUACGACCACACACCCGGCAUGGCGGGCUCCUUGGGGUACCAUCCCUACGCGGCGCCCCUGGGCUCGUACCCUUACGGGGAUCCAGCGUACCGGAAGAACGCCACAAGGGACGCCACGGCUACGCUCAAGGCCUGGCUCAACGAGCAUCGCAAGAACCCCUACCCCACCAAGGGCGAGAAGAUCAUGCUGGCCAUCAUCACCAAGAUGACCCUCACCCAGGUGUCCACCUGGUUCGCCAACGCGCGCCGGCGCCUCAAGAAAGAGAAUAAAAUGACGUGGACGCCGCGGAACCGCAGCGAGGACGAAGAAGAGGAGGAGAACAUUGACCUGGAGAAGAACGACGAGGACGAGCCCCAGAAGCCCGAGGACAAGGGCGACCCCGAGGGCCCCGAAGCAGGAGGAGCUGAGCAGAAGGCGGCUUCGGGCUGCGAACGGCUUCAGGGACCACCCACCCCUGCCAGCAAGGAGACCGAGGGCAGCCUCAGCGACUCGGAUUUUAAGGAGCCGCCCUCGGAGGGCCGCCUCGACGCGUUGCAGGGCGCCCCCCGCACCGGCGGGCCCUCCCCGGCUGGGCCAGCGGCGGCGCGGCUGGCGGAGGACCCGGCCCCUCACUACCCCGCGGGCGCGCCGGCGCCGGGCCCGCAUCCAGCCGCGGGAGAGCUGCCCCCGGGUCCCGGCGGGCCCUCGGUUAUCCAUUCGCCGCCUCCGCCGCCGCCUCCGGCGGUGCUCGCCAAGCCCAAAUUGUGGUCUCUGGCAGAGAUCGCCACAUCCUCGGACAAGGUCAAGGACGGGGGUGGCGGGAGCGAGGGCUCUCCAUGCCCACCGUGUCCCGGGCCCAUAGCUGGGCAAGCCCUAGGAGGCAGCCGUGCGUCGCCGGCCCCGGCGCCAUCGCGCUCGCCCUCGGCGCAGUGUCCUUUUCCAGGCGGGACGGUGCUGUCCCGGCCUCUCUACUACACCGCGCCCUUCUAUCCCGGCUACACGAACUAUGGCUCCUUCGGACACCUUCAUGGCCACCCAGGGCCCGGGCCAGGGCCCACAACCGGUCCGGGGUCUCAUUUCAAUGGAUUAAACCAGACCGUGUUGAACCGAGCGGACGCUUUGGCUAAAGACCCGAAAAUGUUGCGGAGCCAGUCUCAGCUAGACCUGUGCAAAGACUCUCCCUAUGAAUUGAAGAAAGGUAUGUCCGACAUUUAACGCGGGCUGCGUCGGUCCCGGACUUUUCUAAUUUAUUAAAAACAUGGCCUUGGCAGUUAUUUUUCCAUCACUGAGAAAGAGAGAAAAAAAAAUAAACUACCCCUCCUAUUCAAAAGUUUAUAGUUUAUGGAGAUGGAUGGCAUAAAAAUGUAAACAUCUCCACACACACACACAAAAGUCUUAACCAACCGAAAAGAAAAAUUAAAAAAGGAUUUGUAUUAAAUCUUAUUCUGUAUAUUUAAUGUAGCAUUUUUGUAUUUAAAUUGAUAAUUCAUUAUCUUUGAAGUAAAUUAUGAAAUCAAGACACCUGUACAGGCAUUUAAUGUUUUUUUGUAAUAUAAAUAUAUACAUUUGUGUUUCCCCAAAACUGUUUCAUAGUUUAAAAAUACAAGUUUAAUUUAAUUUUUUACACCUAUUGAUUCUGCUGGGUAUGAGCUAAAGUAUUAUUACAGAAAGGAAACAGGUUAUACUCUUAGAUUUAAAAAGUGAAAGAAACUGCAGGCGCCUUUGUAAAAUGCAAAAUAUUUAAUUAAAAGAGAUUUUAACAUAAUGAGAGCCACUCAUUACUUUUUAGAAGCCUCAAUAAACUGUCCAUUGCCUUGGUCAAAAGGUGCAAACUGCAACUUUUUUCAAAGUGGGGAUUGAAAGGUUCCACAGACCUUCAAGUGUGCCAGGGGAAAAACAUAAUUAGGUUGCAAGCCCGGGGGAACCUGGCCCUGCCCAGAAAGCAGAUCUGGAUCACUGAUGCGGGCUGUUUGGGAGAGACUGGACCCUGGAGGAAGGAGAAGAGAGACCCAAGUGUGUACCCAGAAGGGAGAAAAGAUGGCAAAGCCAGUUAGGGACACGCACCACCCGAGCGCCAUCGCUUAACCUAAUUACUUCCAAUCAGUGUCGUGUUUUAUGCAAAGUAAUCAGCUGGUGAACUUUGCUAAUGAGUUCGAUUUUAUGCCGGAUUUAGCCCUUAUUACUAUUUCAAGGGUGCUUCGGGCUAAUGCGGGGGGGAGUAUUCAGGGAUGCCAAGAGGAAGGCUUUCCCAAGUCACCGUCUUCUUCUCUGCCCCUUCAAAUUUGGGCAUUGAUCUUUUUGGAUUUGAUUAAAUUAUGAACGUUCCAUCCCAGACGGUGCGGGUGGCGGGCGGCGCAGGAGUGUCCGCUCAGCUACGGGGCUGGGGUCGAGCGGGACGGGCGAGGGGACGGUUUCCCCCUUUCACAGGUAGGUGUCACACUUGUCCUGAAUUUCAAGCCUGCACUUUGCAGAGUCGGAGAUUGCAGAGUGGGCGGAGGGGGAGGAGGGAGCGCCACAGCCACUUGGGGGAAGCAAGGGGAGCCCCUGAAAGGAUCCCUCCCCCUCACAACGGGCCUCUUUUCGGACAAGUGGCCUUCAGAAGUUCGAGGCCAUUUGCCUAGAUAACGAGGCCGUUGUGGACUCCAUCAGGCUUGUCGUCGCUUUAGCACUUUUCCCAGCUUAGAUGCAAGAAUCCGAGCAGCUACAAAAAUAUUUUUGGGGUUUUAUUUUCUCGUUUUAAUCCCGCAUACUUCAUCUCAAAAUGAAAAGUCAGGAUGCAUCUGAAUCCCUAAUGAGGAAGAAUCAACGCCCUGCGCCGGAGGCCGGCCAACGAUGUGGGUUCGGGAUUGGCUGCGGUGCUGACGGCUCCAUUUUGCAGCCGAGAUCUGGAGCCCGGACGCGUUUUACUUCGUGGGAAAUUUUCAGUGGUUGGGGGAGGGAGUGGGGGUCCGUGUUAUAGCAAAAACAUAUCCCAGCGAGGGGAAUUAAUUUGCUCUAUUAAACCCAAGCCUGAGUGUAGAGAGGGAAUGUGUUUGCACAUAACACCGGCUUAAUUAGGCUAAAUCAAAAUGCACAUAUUUGCAUUUCUACUGAAGAUGACUUUAACCUUAACUCAGUGUUUUAAACCCACCCCGAAGUUUCACUGGAGUUGCUUUUGCUAUUUCUUUUUUUUUAACCUGCCACGGAGCUCCUUUAAGCUUAUUCGAAUUUAAACAAGUUUGAAAGCUGCAUUGUCCAGAUGUUUUAGCAAACAGCGGUGGACUUCAGGGUUUAAAUUAGUGAGAAAAUUCACGCAGGGAAAAUGGUUUCAAAGCUGGAAGUGUGAAUGAUUAAAUAUGCAUGAGACGAUCGUAUUUUAUUUUGUCCCUUUAAUUAUAAAUGAUUUUUUUAAACAAUUGAA